Molecule: messenger RNA, 2535 nt
Organism: Didymodactylos carnosus
Lineage: Eukaryota; Metazoa; Rotifera; Eurotatoria; Philodinida; Philodinidae
Source: the annotation of a GenBank genome assembly
AUGAGCGAGCAACUAGAAGAACCGUCACUUAAAGUUUCAUCAUCAACAACACUGGUUAGUUCAUCCAGUGCGACGGCUCAACAGCAAAUUGCACGGCUUGUUCGCGUUCCAGUACCUGGUGAUGGCUCUUGCCUGUACAGUACACUCAGCCUCAUUUUGAGGAAUCAUACUGGUGAAAAGCUGUCCAGCCAGCAAUUAAGAGAAAGGAUUGCGCAAGAAGUCGAUAAUCAUCCGGAGGAGUAUCGUGAUCUUCUGGAGUAUCCAGAGUAUGCGAACCGGAUUCGUGAUCCCUUACUUUGGGGUGGACAAACAGAAAUUGAUUUAUUUACUCGCAUCUUUGGAAUUGGAGUGAGAAAUAUUAAUAGCGAAACAAAUACUAUUUAUGACAACAGAGCCCGAGUGCGAUAUUCAGAUGACCAACAAAUAGAGAAGACCAUCUUUUCGGUAAAUGACGAUCGUAAUGAUCUAAUACAUGAUUUACUACAAAGGGAAAGAAAACAAGAAACUAUGUAUGAAACAGUGGAGAAUGACAGUACAAAAUCACCACAGUUUUCGCCUAGUCGUCCAAAUCGAAAAAUGUUUUCAUAUAUCGAUAUUCAAAGAUGGUCCGAUGAUAUAUUCAAUAAUCUAAUGCAACAUGAUGAAGCGAAGAAAACGUUGCGUAAAGUUAAGGCCAAUUUAACAUUUGUUUUAAAAAGUAUUCAUAUAAAAGUUAUAAAAAAGGGCGAAGGAGACCGUUUAGAUCUUAGGUAUAAUUCAACGAAAUUAAUGGCUCUACUUAUCGGAUGGACUAAAACUCUAAUUCAACAUCAUAAUCAAGAAGUGGCUAAAAUUGCAGAUGAACGUAAAAUGGCAACAAAUGAAAAGCGCAGAAAAAGAGCAGAGGAAUUGCCGUAUAGUAAAGCAACAUACAUUGUAAUAUCAGAUUCGCCACAACCGAUUGUGAUUAGCCCUUGGAUUGAUAUUUCACGCAAAGUUUUGCACGAUAUUUAUAAAAUACUGGAAAAAGAUGCAGUAUUCCUUUUAGCAGAUUACUUUGAUAUGCAUUUGUGGAAAAGUUAUACUAAUGAUCAAAAAACAAAUAGACACGAUGAAUAUUGGUCGCUAUUCUACAAAGCGGCUGAAGUGCUAUUAAAACGAUUUCCACAUCGAAUUUAUAGAACAAAUCGCACGAAAGCCCGCCUCAUUGAUCAUCUAGCAUUAGCCUAUGCUACAAUAAUUGCUACCGCAUCGUUGCGAUUGUAUCAAUCAGGUCGUCGUUUUGAUCGCAGCGCGGAAGAUGACGAUAAUCGUCAUAUGGAGGCCAUUGCACAUUUAGUUGUACUAGCGACUACCAUUCGUUGUAUCAUACCGCAUCUAAAUAUAGAUGCCGAGAGUCUAAUAAACUUAUAUAACCAAUAUUUUUCCUGCUUCAAGUACUACUAUCAUGGAAGUCGCCUCAGUCUAAUUUUUAAUAGUAACCAUAUCGUACAAAAGAAGAAAGAAAAUGCAAAAAAAACCCAGAGCAGACGUAAACAUUCUCGAAAAAGAAAUCGAUCGUCUCCUCAUCUCGAUGAUGUAUUACAAGAUAUUAGCAAUCUUUUGCUCUAGUCCUUCCGUUUUCUUUAGUAUUUAGUUUUGUACUUUUUGUCUUACCUCUGUUCACAUUAGGUGUGCACCGGUCUCGGUUAAGCGGCGCCGAAAAAACCGAUGUACGGUUUAAACCGACACCGAAAUAACCUUCGGUUUAAACCGGUACCGGCAGAAAGCGAGCAUUGUCACAUUCAAGAAAUUUUCGUAGAUAGUACUAUUUCACUCUGAAGAUAGUUGAAAGAAAAAUUAGUUGCGUGCGUAGCUUUCUUGUUCUCUCUCAUGCCAAUGUAUAUCAACAUAGAUCGUCACUAAUAGUUAAUUCAGACUUAAUAUUAUUGUAAAAUAUUGUACCUUGAUAGCCGUCUUUUAAAGAGAGAGCAUUUGUCAAAUAAAUGAUAGUUUCUGAACCUUUCUGAUCAACAAACAGCUUAAUCAUAAAAUAUUAAAAAACCAUGAGAUAUAUUCUUACUGUUUCUCUUAUAUUCUUACUGUUGCUUAUAUUCUGUUUUUUAUCUACACGAAAUAAUGAUUACUAUUAUAAGUGUCUCACAAUUGCUUGUGAUUAUUACUACCCCCAGUCCAUAACAGAAGACGCCUGAGCUCUAAUUAAAAAGGUAAACGCUGAGAAAUUUUCAAAUGUUUCCGAUUACCCUAUUUCAGAGCUGGGCAAGAACGGGAUUUUUCAAGUACGAGUCGAGUACGAGUACCAAUGCUUCGAGUACGAGUACCGAGCCUUCGAGUAUGAGUCGAGUACGAGUACCGAGCCUUCGAGUAUGAGUCGAGUACGAGUACCGAGCCUUCGAGUACGAGUCGAGUACCGAGCCUAUGUAGAAACAUACCGAGCGAAAUGUUAAAACAUUUUUUUAUUUAUUGUAUUAUCAACCUUCAAGUAGAUGGAAUCAAAGUAAAACUUUAUUACAUUUUAGAAAAGUUAGUAGACACACAUUCUUUGCCGUUAAUGAU